Drosophila bipectinata is the source of this 687-nucleotide messenger RNA. RefSeq names its product COMM domain-containing protein 4. Lineage: Eukaryota; Metazoa; Arthropoda; Insecta; Diptera; Drosophilidae. The record is from RefSeq and is a predicted model, not a curated record.
AUUUACAAAAGUAAAUAAACAAAUUAUUCCACUUUUAGCUUAGAAAAUUCCUUUACAACCCGCACAGGCUCAAAAUGAAAUUCCGUUUCUGUGGCGAAGGCGACUGUCCCGAUUGGGUGUUGGCUGAGAUCAUAUCCACGCUUUCCAACUUGAGUAUUGAAAACCUGGAGCAGCUCAGCGAACUGGUGGCUCUCAGAAUAUGUGGACAAGCUUUUGAAGAAGCAAAAAUUAAAGAACUAACUGCCACUCUUACCAAUGAGGGCAAAACCGCUGUAGCCUGUAUACACUUUAUGCUAAGCAGUGCUGCUAGAUUUAGUUGCACGGAAGCAAUAUUCGGAGAGGAGAUCCAGCAACUGGGACUGCCCAAGGACCAUGCCGCUGCCAUGUGUCGAGUGCUUCAGAAACAUUCCUCUUCCAUACGCCAAACUUUAAUGGAUAAAGCAUUUAGCAUCAACGAACUGCAAAGCGUUCGGGAUAUAUCCUCCCCGGACACAACGCCACCCAAUUGUGCCACCUUGGAAUUCAAAAUCUCGCAAGAACUGGUUGAUGGCUUACCGCAGGAUACCACGCAUGUUCUCACUUUUGAUCGGGUCCAAAUGAGAGCUCUGCUGGCAGAGAUGAAAUUGGCCCGGGAUGUCAUGGAGAAAUACGAAAAUAAAGAUUCCUAAAUACUCACUAACUAUAAAA